AUGGACCUGCUGCAAAUAUCGCUAAUAGCCUGUCUUUUUGCUGCUGUAUCUUCUGCAAACGCGCAGCCAUGCGCCCAAAAGAUUGGCCGUGCACCGAGCUACAUAGCCUGUGCUUGCAACACGACUUAUUGCGAUCAAAUCCCCAAUGUAACAACGCUGAAAAACGGGCAAUUCGCGGUCCUAGAAACAGACGAAGAUGGUAAACGGGGAGAGCUGAAACUUGGAAACAUUGGGGAAAAAUUGACCGUCAAAACAGGAAAUGGUAAGACACGCUUCUCAUUUUUUUCCCAUUUAUGCCUCAAUAAUACGACAUUGAUAAAAUGACAUUUUUAGAAAAGAUCAUUAUUCGGCUGGAUCCGAAAACAACUUAUCAAGAGAUCCUCGGCUUUGGUGCAGCCUUUACGGAUUCGGUUGGCGUGAAUUUGAGAUCCUUGUCAAAUGAACUGCAACAAAGCAUCUUGGAACAAUAUUUUGGCAAAAACGGUGAGUUAAAAUCCAAACUAACAGGGGAAGUACUCCAAGUGCGACGCUCAGAUUUUGAUGAAACUUGGCACAGAUUUAGAAUAAUGUUUUCUAAGAUAUAUGCGAGAAUCCUAGCUCGCGCUUUGCAGAAACAACCGAGAUUUUUAGAUCGAAAGUCGGCCAAAAUUUAGGACUUUUUGCCGAAUUUCGGCACGAAAAGUUUUAUGACUAUUUCAACCGUAAAGGAUAAUGUUUCUAAAAAAAUCAAAUUUUUCCGGGCGAAACUGUCAAAGUUAUGGGCUAAAAGCGUUUUUCUCUCUGACCGCUCUCCACGUUUAGCGUGCUCUCUCGGCGGCAAAAAUCGUUCGAUAUCUCGGCGACGCCCGCAAAGCGCGAGCUAAAACUUUCAGGAAUUGAUAUUUAAUCCCUACCCGACGUGUGUGCAAAAUGUAAAGAAAAUCUGAGCGUCGCACUUGGAGUACUUCCCCUGGAAAUAAAAUACAUGGUUCACUAGAAGAUCCCAUAAAAUUUAUUACAAAGGAAGGACUUAAAACGCAGCCCUCAUAUUUUGAAGAACCUUGGCACCACUUUUGGUGAUUUUGCUUACCAUAUGCGUGAUUCCUCGCCCGUGCUUUGCACAAACGGCCAAAAUUUUUUCGGUCGACGGCUGGCGAAAGAAUAAAUGGCUGUCGCGAAUCUUGCCAUUAAAAUUUCCAUUCUUGUUCCUACUUUUUUCAAAUAUUCCUCAUCUAACCGUAUUUUUAUAAACCUAAAGAAAUUUUCCCACCAAAUCCCGCAAAAGAAACUUUGUAACUCUCGGAUCGCUUUUCCAUUUUCUUUGUUUUCAAAUUCCUGGCAAACGCAGAGCAAACAUUACUGGAAUGGUACGGUCGUUCCAUCUCUAAACUUUGAUCUUGCUCACAUUGAACUCUUGAGGAAGUCGAACUGUGCUGUGAAGAGGGAUUAGGGUUUGCGGUUUUUGUCGUGUGAAGAGAUCCGAACGGGUAGUCGCGUGAAAAUGAUAUUGAGCUCAAGAGAUUGGAAGAUUUUACAAAAGACUUACAAGUGCCCCAGGUUUCUUUUCUUUGUUUUUUUGAAGUUGAUCACAAACCUCAGGCAUAAGCCACAAGUCUCAUCCUGAAAGGAUUAGCUUGCAGUUUGUCGAGAUAUUCAACGGUCUUACGGCCGAGAGAGCACCGCAUAUGUCUGUCAGAAAAAGUGAUAUAAAUUUAGGCCAAGUUUCAUCAAAAUCGCAGCGUCCACUUGUGCUGCCUUCUCUGUUUGAUGGAAAAAAGAAAAAGAUUGUAAUGUACAUAUUUACAUACUUUUUUGCGGCAAUUGUUACACAGCCAUAAAGGACGAAACAACAGGAAGACGAUAAUCUAUACCAAGCUUUUUGAAUAGUCUUAUCCAAAAUUGCAGACAAAUCAUUUUCUCGAUGGCUGUAGAACUCAGCAACCUCAGCCUGUCAACCUUAGAAAUAUUACAUCCAAUAUUCUAGGCAUUGGCUACACUCUCGGCAGAGUUCCAAUAGCUUCAACCGACUUUUCGUGGGGUGAAUAUUCCUAUCUUGACAAAGAGGAUGAUUUUGACCUCAGGACGUUUAAUCUGACAAAAGAAGAUUUCGAUUUGAAGAUUUCGUUCAUCAAAAGAGCCGAGCAAUUGCUUGGCCGUCCACUGAACUUGGUGGCGUCGCCAUGGUCAGCUCCCGCGUGGAUGAAGACGAAUGGGAAGAUGAUUCAUGGAGGACGUUUGAGUGGGAGAUGCCCAGGGAAGUAUUACGAAACUUGGGGGAAAUAUUACAUACGGUAAGUGGAUUUGUUGCAGUUGUCUUACAUAUAGUGUUUUAUUGUAGAUUCUUCGAAGAGUACCAUAAAAAUGGCCUUGAUUUUUGGGGACUAACGACUCUGAACGAACCCUCAAGCGGCAGGAUUCCAUUCUAUCCAUGGCAAAGCAUGUACAUGUCACCAGAGGAUCUUCGGUAACACAGUUGUCAAUUUUUCUCAUUUGUUUUGCAUAUUUCAGCUCAUUCAUCAACGUAUACCUCGGGCCGAACAUGAAAGCCAACCAGGUCACGAAAGAUGUCAAGAUCAUGGUAAACGACGACAAUGUGCAUAAUUUGCCAGACUAUGUGCAAAAUGUCUUCGAUGACUCGGAGACGGCCAAAUAUGUCGAUGGAAUCGCAAUUCACUGGUAUCACAAUGACUUCUCGAACUUGGAGCGUUUGCGUGAGACCAAUAAAAGAUGGCCAAACAAAUUUGUCUUGUCAACAGAGGUAGGAAAAAUACAAGCCAUAGGGGUUUAGCCUAUGUACGAUAAAUUUCGACGUAUUUGCAAAACUUUAAGCUAUGUUUUCAAAGACAAAUGUGAAAUGUCGCCAUAUCCCUAGCUCGCGCAUUGCUGAAACCACCAAGAUUUUUUUGGUCAAAAGUUGGAAAAAAGUGAAACAUUGCUUUGCGAGAUUUGAAAGGAAAAUUUUCGUUUCUAUUUCUGCCGUCGAAUAUAAUGUUUCCACAAAAAAUGAUUUUUUUCAUGGCGAAACUGCAAAAAUACGUUCAAAAAGUGUUUUUCUCCCUGAUCCCACUCCACUUUUCGCCUACUCUCUCGGCCGCAAAGAGCUAAUUUUUCAGGAAUUGAUUUGUACUCUAUGCCCAAAGUCCGCGCAAAAUUAAAAGAAAAUCUGAGCGUCUCAGUUGAGGUACUUCCCAUUCUAGCACACAGUCUGAGGACCACUUUAGCCCAAUCCAAAAAAAGAAGUUUUGUCACAAAAAUUUGAGAAAAUCAGAGCACCCUAAUCUAAAUGCCGUCCCCUGUAUAAUAGUGUAAAAUCUCUCCUUUUUAGGCCUGUGCCGGCGCAGAGCUCUUCGACAAAGGCCCAGUACUGGGAAUGUGGCAACGAGGAGUCAGAUACGUGAGGGAUAUUAUCGACACUUUGUCGAGGAACGCCAUCGGAUGGAUCGAUUGGAACUUGUGCCUGAACAUGGAGGGAGGACCAACCUUUGUUGACAACCGCGUCGACUCGCCAAUUCUCGUUGACGCAGAGAAGGGAGAGUAUUACAAGCAGCCAAUGUUCUAUGCAAUGGCCCAUUUUAGGUGAGAAAUUGAAAGGGCCAAGAGUUUUUUGAUCAUUUCUUUUUUUAUAAAGCCGUUUCUUUCAGUAAAUUUGUAACCCCCGGAUCUCAUCGUACCCAUCAUGACGUCGCUGGUCUGCCCGAAAAAAGCAAGCUUGGCUCCAUCGCAUUUACAACCCCGGAGGGCAAGCGAGUCUUAGUCUUGAACAAUGAAAACGAUUUCAAAGCCUUUGACAUCCAAAUCAAAGAUCCGGCUGGCUCAGAAAGUAUUUAUUACACCAUCGAGAGGAACAGUUUUGUUACGAUUGUGUGGAACAAGCAUUAA
Messenger RNA from Bursaphelenchus xylophilus (pine wood nematode), 3858 nucleotides. The record is from the annotation of a GenBank genome assembly. NCBI's taxonomy places the organism in Eukaryota, Metazoa, Nematoda, Chromadorea, Rhabditida, Aphelenchoididae.